Messenger RNA from Varanus komodoensis (Komodo dragon), 14942 nucleotides. It is a transcript of the gene USF3, whose product is annotated as upstream transcription factor family member 3. Bases 4921 to 11463 code for a protein of 2180 amino acids. Lineage: Eukaryota; Metazoa; Chordata; Lepidosauria; Squamata; Varanidae. The transcript has 7 exons. Gene Ontology annotation, molecular function: protein dimerization activity. The record is from RefSeq and is a predicted model, not a curated record.
GGGCUGGAGCGGCUGCGUGCGACCCAUCGCUGGGCUUCCGGGGCCGUUUCCAGCGCCGUCCUGAAGUGGUCCGAGCGCGGCGGUAGUUCCGUCGGACCAAGCUGCGUGGUCAGGCUGUAGGGGCUCGUGAGCGCGGGGGGUCCCGGGGAUUCCCUUCUGCGGGGCUUCCGCACUUGAACUCGGCGCGGCAGAAUUAGCUGCCGUCUUGCGCCGAGCGUGGCAAACCCUUCCUUCGCUCCCCCCUCCCCUCCCCCAAAGCCUUGGCGCUGCGGCGGCUGGUGGCGAUUGUCUGGCGCUUGCAUGACGAGGCUGGCCACCUUCUCGGCUCCAAGGCUGGGGAGAAGACGGGGGUGAUGUGUGGCCCGAAAUCUCGAGGCCGCUCCGGUGGCCCGAGUAGCGAACCCUUGCAUAGGUCCGGGUCUGGAGCUGGAAAGGCUGGUGGCGGUUGCGGCGUUAGUAAACGAGGCUCUCGGAGUAUAUCGUCUACCGGAGAGCACAGCAGACGGGCUUCUCUGACCACCAAGAAAUUGUGGACCAUCGCGCGUCGCAUUUGAGGGCGUUGCUUAUCAAUGGCUGAACGGAUGGCCAACGAAGAACCUCCAUGUACAGCAGCAGAGUAUCUCUCAACGGCAGCUGCUGGGAACACACAAUAAGGCGCAGCAUUUAGCUUCUUGCCAUCUUUACAAGCUUACAAGACGUACCUUAGAACACCGUUAAAAUCACUUCAUAUAUAUAUCUAUAUCUGUGUAUAUAUAUAUAAUCUUAGUAUUACCAUUCUGCAAUGGAUAGAUUAUAUAUUAGAUAGCACAGUAUACAAUCUUGUCCCCAGCAAAAGAGGAGUACGUAGCGUAUUUAUCAAAUUACCCAGAUGGAAUAAUGUCACACAAUGCAGACAAAAGCUGAUAAUCGAUGUUGGAUAUCCAUUUUAGAUAUACCAUGGUCAUUAAAACUUUAGACAUAUAUGUCCACUUAUACACGUGCAGGAACUCUAGUAUGUAUAUGAUAAGAGUAGCUUUGCAUACAUGAUGAGACAGGCUUGCAGAAUUGUCCUGUCUGUCCAAACAAGUAGAAAAUCUUGCUAGCAUAGUAGGUGCCACAUUGAGGGCUUCCUUCCAUCUUCCUCAGAGUUUUCCUGUCUGAGAAGAUAUGGAGAAAAUUCAGCUGCUUGAAGGAUGGUGCAUUUACCAUCUGAAAGUUGGUGUAAUGGCUAAGGCAGGUUUCUUCCUAAGCAAGCAUUAGAUUGGGCUGUAAGUUAUUGGCUCAAAUCUUGUUUCUUGCUCAGUACCAAACCAGAUGCAUGCAUUUUUGUUAAACAUGUUCUUGGUGGUUUGGUUAUGAGGUAGAGGAGGGUGGUGUAAUGUUAACUACCCAUCUCCCACUUUAACUUAUUUAAACAUUUUUAAAGCACAUAGGACUGAAAGGUAAAGGAAGAGAGGAUCAUCUUCCUUUCAUGCUCCUUUUAAUACAGCAGCCCUCCUCAGAUAGGGGCUUUCCAGAUGUUUUGGGCUCCUGCUCCCUUCAGUACUAGACUAGCCAGUGGUAAAGAGUGAUAGGAGUUGUGGCUCUACAGCUGUUUUGGCCUUCAACUUGCCCAUACCUUUCUUUAAUGUAAAAUUUUAACCUUUAAUGUUAAAAUUUAACCAAAUAUGGAGCUUUACAGAGCCCUAUGAUUGGUCUAAUGGGACAAUAUAGAGAAACAAUACAUCCUCUGCUGAACUUAAGUCAUACUAACCUUUGGGGUCUUUCUUAAGAUUAUUAGGAUUUGGAAUUAAGACAUCUUACUGAAAUCAUGUGAAAGAAUCAUAUGUGAGAUACUCUACUAUCACAUUAUUUAUAAGUAUGGAUGGCACCAUUUUUGUGGAAUAGAAUUAUAUUUGGUGUGCAAUUAUAUUUGGCUUGCAAUCUUGAACACAGUUACCUGAAAGUACUACUGAAUCCCGUGAGGCUUACUUCUGAGUGGAGGAUUGUGCAUUCAUUAGCUCUGCAUUUCCCCUUUACAUCCUUUCUUACAAGUAAGCCCGACUGAUUUCCAUGGCAUCCUGAGGUAAAUGUGUACAAGACUGCAGAAGAAAAUUGGUAGAUUUUAUUUUCAAAUUGAUUGGUAGUUCAUAUUCAUCACAUUAUUGUAGGCAGAUGGUUCACUAGAUGCUUGAUGUUAGGAUUCUGGGAGUACAAGUUGAUGUCAGAAAGGUACAUGUAAAAUAGAAUGAGGCAGCGGGCCUCAACUGAGUAUAACAAGGGCAGUCAUGUGUGUGCCUUUUGCUUACAAAGUAGGAUGAGGCUCAGCUUUUGACAUCAGAAGGGAUACCUAAGCGAGGAAACUUGAGCUCCCUCUUUCUUAUUUCUUGUAAUCUAUUUGCCAAACUCUCCUGCUUUCUGCCCUCAUUCCAGUUCCAGUACUGGAAGUGAGUAGGGUGUGAGAGAAUUCAGCACAGGACAGUGAGGUGGAAAAGGAAUUGGCUCUCUACAGCCAGCUGCUCUUUUAUUAAAAAAAUAAAAAUCUUGCUUUAUAUGUGAAUGGAGCAGAUGUUUGUGAAUGUUGCAUUUAGUUUUGCCCUUUGUCUCAAUGUCUUUGAUGUGUACUCUGCUUAAAGCAACCAGAAGAAAAAUCAAGCUUAGACUGUUUCUGUUAACUUCUAGUAGCAGAUGUUCCUGUCCUUGGUUGCAGUUGAGAAAAUUGUGCUGACCAUAUCUGUGGAAAGAAGUUAUGUUUUUGGAUACUUGAUUCUUUCAGAAUAUAAUCAUAGGGUAGGAACAAGCCCAGAAAUUGUCAUGGCCACUCUGUAAGCUAGGAUCCUUGAUAUUGUAGUCCUGAGAGCAGAAUGGUGUUGAGUAAAAUGUGAUAGCUGCAGAGAUCAGGACUCAUACUGAAAGUGCUUCCAGAACAAAACUGUUGUGAUUGAUCUGGUUAUCUAUUUCAGUGAUGGGGAAUGUGUGGCCCUCCAGAUGUUAUUGAACUACAACUCCCAUCUACACUUGCCAGUUCUCUUGUAUGUUUAAUGUGUUGGCCUGAAGUAUCCCACAGGCAUUCUGAAUUGAAACAUCUGACCAUCCUUGGUUUUUUGACCCAUCUGAUACUAGAUGAUUCUGAAAGAGCCUGUAACUACAUUAUGGUGCAAAAGAGUCCUCUGCCAUUCUCUUCUUAAGAACUGGAUGGCAGGUUAGGAAUUUCAAACUGGUGGCCUAAGCACCUGCAGACAUCCUAGCUGUGGGCCAAAUGUCUGCAAAAACCCUAUCUACCUGGCUCUUUGUCAACCCAGAGUAACUGUUUUGAAGUUUUUCCAGAGUCCAUGCCCCUCUUUUGGGAAAGCCUACACACUAGUGCUUGUGCCAGAGGAAAACUUGGUGCAAUCUUCUCUGGUGCCUGCAUCCAGCUGUUUCACUUUCCAGAAGAGUUGCUCCUAGCACAGGGAUGGAGAGAAAAAGAUUGUUAGCUUCCUUUCCCAGUGCAAUAUAUCUUCUUUGCUCCAUCCCUGCUCUUGUCUGAGUAGAUUCUACAAGAAUCUCUUGGUUUUUUUCUGCUGACUGUCUAGCAGUUACACAUCCCCAACUCUGAAAUGGAUUCUAGAAGAUUCUUCAUUGUGGAUAGUUUUUUUAUUCAUUGAGUUUGCUAAGUGAAGGUACAUAGCCUUGAGAUUAUCUCAGCCAGGGUAGAGUGUCUGUAUUUCAAUGUCAGUGUAAAAAUAACCCGGCCUUUUGCUUUAGCAGAGACCUGCAGCUGAUUGAAAAAAUGAAGUUUUGUUCUCUUGAACCUAGGUAAGAUGGAGUUAUGGUCUGGCUGAAUGAAUCACACUGGAACUUAUUUGGGAUUUUUGAGGCAUGUUGCAGGUACUGCUACAGAAUGGCUACCAGGAGUAUGGCUGUUCACAAAAUGGCUGCCCUAAUAGGCCUAGUUAGUUACAAAACAGUAGUUUCAUAGAUGGCAACCUGUCAAGUGAGCUGAGUAAGUUGUCCAGAAUCUUAAGUAAAGAGAAGUAAGGUCUGAGCCCAAAACACAAAGCGUUUAAUUUGAACCUGCAGUUCAUUCUUAGAACCCUCCCUGAGACACAAGGUCCCAAGACCCUCCUGUUACCCUUUGAAGUCGGAGUUUUCUAAUCCAACAAAAAAACUCAUUUCAGAAAAGCAAACAUUUUCUCUUUGCCAGCCAGCUCAACCCUACCUCCCCAAGAUGCACAUGGACAGAAACCCAGAGAGAAAAAUAAGAUGGCAAGAGAAUCAGAGACCCACAGAGAGAAAUGAAUAAAAGCUAGCCAAGGGAGUAGGUGAGGAAGAUAGGAGAGAAAAAAAGAAAACGCCAGCUCAGAGAGAGACAGAAUUGACCCUUCAUACUCUCAGUGUUUGCCAGGCCUUAGCUUUCUGUUAUUCAAGAAUGGAUUUUUUGUCAGUUACCUUGGCCCUUCAUCUGCUAUGGUGAGUUUCGUGCCUUCAGUGGUUGACAUCACACAGUUGGCAUAUGAAGUAGCUGGACUCCAACUUGCUCGCCAAAUAAAAGUGCAUUCAAUCAGCCAUGUCACCACUUUGGUAGCAUUUGGAUGUGGUGUGACUUUACCAGAUUAUGUUAGACUGGAACCUGGUCAGAACAUCACCAUUUAUUUGGCAGUAUUGGCAAAAUAAUCAAACCAGAACUGUCUGCUCCUGGAGUUUUAUCUUCCAUUCUGCAAUAAGAACAUUGACUCUUCUUUGGACUGGAAAGCAUGGUUUGAGAAUCACUAACACAGUAGAAGCUGGAAUGCUAAUUCAGGCAUGUAAACAGCCACUCCCUGGUGAUUUUUCUUUCUCAAACUAUGCCAGAGAUGACAGAAAAGGCUCCUCUUAAGAAGCAGCACCGUGGAGAGGCAUCGGAAGAAAAAGAUCAAUGCUGGAAUAAACCGCAUUGGUGAACUAAUUCCAUGUUCCCCAGCAUUGAAACAGAGCAAGAACAUGAUCCUUGAUCAAGCAUAUAAAUAUAUUACAGAAAUAAAGAGGCAAAACGAUGAACUCCUGUUGAAUGGCGGAAACAAUGAACAAGCUGAAGAGAUAAAAAAGCUCCGGAAGCAACUGGAUGAACUCCAAAAAGAAAAUGGGCGCUACAUAUCAUUAUUGAAAGCCAAUGACAUUUGCCUUUAUGAUGAUCCUACCAUCCACUGGAAAGGAAAUCUUAAAAAUGCAAAAGUUUCAGUUGUUAUCCCUAAUGAUCAGGUGCAGAAGAGCAAAGAAAACCUCAAAAAUACAAAUGUUUCUGUCAUCAUCCCUGGUGAUCAGCUGCAGAAGAAUAUCAUUGUAUAUUCCAAUGGCAGUCAGCUUGGUGGAAGUAACCAGGGGGCAUCUGUCCAGGGAAUAACCUUUAAUAUCAGUCCUAAUUUACAGAAGCAGACAGCUAAUGUUGUUCCUGUCCAAAGGACUUGCAAUCUAGUUGCACCUGUGACCAUAUCUGGCAUCUACUCCACAGAAAUCAAGUCAGGAGUUCAGGCUUCUGUUUCUCUAUUGGGCUCAGGCUCACCAAAUUCAGCCCCAAAAAUCCUUGAGCUCCCUACCUCUGAGAAUGAGCAGAGUGCACCUGCCUCUAGUAGUGCUGCCAGCUCGGUGAAUGCCUUGCAGCUGGUGAGCGUACAGCCUGAAAUACCGAGUUCACCACAAGACGCAGGUGACACCUCCAAACAUGAAAGUGGACCAGAGCAUUUAAAGUCAAUUGAGAAAGCAGUUAUGCCUACUCCUGACCUUCCUUCCAGUGCUGCUGUGGAUGUAUCUCAUUCUCAGCUGGCAGAUGCACCUCCUAAAAGUGAUCCAAGAAGUGGGUUCCUUGAAAGCUGUGUGGUUUCUGCAGCUGCUACCAGCGUUACUCCAUCUGUAAGGCUCUCCAUUGAUGGAAGGCCAUCCACAGGAAAGGUAUUCAAAAGUAUGCAUGUGAUAAGCAGCAGUGGAGGACCAGCAUCUUCUGCAACAGAAGGCCUGAAGGCUGUCACAGAAAUUUACACUUUGCCUGCUACUACUUUAGAUAAGUGGCCUUUCCCCAGUUCUUCAGGUGUUGGCACUUCAGGGUCAAAGAGUGUGGGUGGCCUGACACGAAUUUCCACGGCUGGAAACACGCAGACUACUUGGACUACGUUGCAGCUAGCAGGAAAUACUGUGCAGCCUGUGAGCCAUGCUCCAUCCACCGUGAUGAUGACUCCCCUGCUGAAUGAGCCAGUUAACGGUACUAGCAGUGUAACCACCACCCCAAGCAAGGUUUUGUCAACUACUGCCAGUUUAACUAGUCCUCUGGUUGCAGAUGACCAUACAGCUGAGCAGAUUGUGGUUACUUUGCCUUCCUAUCCCUCUGUACCUAUGCAGCCGCUGGUUGCUAAGACGCAGGUUAUAGCGCAGCCUGCAGGUGGCCUCCUCCCACUGAAUCCAGCCAUGCAGGUGAUUCACAUGUCCCAGCCUGUAGGGUCACCUGUUGGUGCAUCUCCUGCCAAUCAAAAUGUUGUCAUUCUCCACCCUCCUAAUGCUAAUCCCUGUCCACCAGUUUUGAGAGCUGAAAUCCCCAACCAAAAUGUUAGCCAACAAAUUGUAAUUAUACAGACUGCUAACGCAACCCCCCUCUCCCUUUUCUCGGCCCAGCCUCCUGUCAGAAUGUCUGUGAAUGGAGCCUCUUCUGCAGCAAGUGCUAGCAAUCCUAUGCAAAACCCCUCUGCCCCUCAUAUGUUUGGUGGGAAGCAUCUCGUCCAUAUUUUACCAAGGCCAUCCUCUUCACCAUCUUCUAGCUUGACUCAAACGUUUUCUGUUACAAUGUCUAACCAACAGCUCCCGCAGACUGUUUCUUUAAAUGGACAGCUGUUUGCAUUGAAGCCUGUAAAGUCGUGUUCUGGAGGUUCAGAUCAAACCCCUAUGCAAAUUAUUCAGCCUACCACCAGUGAAGACCCAAAUACCAAUGUUGCCCUCAACACGUUUGGUGCUCUAGCUAGCCUUAAUCAAAGCAUAUCACAGAUGGCUGGACAAAGCUGCCUGCCAGUGUGUGUCAGUCAGCCUGCCAACCCAACAUCUGCCAGCAGCCAAACCAUGUCGAGUCAUCGUGUCCUGCUGGCAGUUACAGUGGCAUCAUCGUCAGCUGCAGAGGGCUCUGGGUUAACCAGUGUUGCACAUUCAGGAGAUGCUUCAUCACAAAAAGCUGCUCUUGGUUCAGGCUCAAAAUGGUCUAAUAAAAACCCCAGUAAUAAAAAAUGUUUAGUGGCCAGCAGUGACCUUGCAUGCCAAAUGAAUUCCAAGAAACCUGAAAAUGUGAAUGUGGAAACUGUACCUGAGCAUUCAGGAAGAGACAUCUUGCUUGAAAAUGUGCCUGUUAAUGUUGUGUUGCAACCCUUAGCCAUCCCACAAGCAAACCAUCGAGGAGCAGCUAAUGAUGUAACAGCUUCUGAUUCUCAUCCUGAAGAGAGACUAAGAGCUGAACAGGAUACAGAAUCCACUGUUUCAUCAGAGCAGAAUGCAGCUGUUCUUCCUAGGUUAUUGCCCCUUGAAUCAUCCUUGCCAGGACAGCUUGGAGUAAUUGCUCCAGUUUCCACAGACUGUGCUUCUCCUUCUCUUCAAAUGUGUAAACCUCAAACUGAUUCAGCAACUAACUUGAAGCUACCAGAAUCAUCCAAAUGUAUUGUCACCAGCUCUUUAACAUCCUCCUCUUCUGAUUCCCACUUGAUAAAUUCUCAAAUUUCUGGGACAGUGAUGACAAGCAAAGAGACACAUGCUGAGAAUGUUCCCAGGACAGAGGUCUCUGAGAUCUGCAGGGUGGAACCAAAUUGUUCUAUGGUAAUGCAAGCCACAGAUUUAUUAGAAGAACAAGGACUAACGAAGAUGCUCUCUGACUUCAGUAAAGUGGGGGAAGUGGAAGAAAAAGACUUUACUGCCCAAGGAGAGCACCCUAAUUUUCACACUCAAAGCACUAAAUCAACUAUGGACUCAAAUGAUGACUUGGCAGGGAAGCAGGAAGGGCUCUUGUUGAUGAACUCUGAAGAGGGAAAUCUCUCACAGCCUCAUCCCUGCACCUCUGAGCAAGAGGCAGUCACUGCUAGCAGACAAGCGGACUCCCCUAUGUCGACAAGCUCGGGCAGCAGUUGUGGCUUCUCAGUUGCAUCCAUGUUGCCAGAUACAUGCAGGGAAAAUGCUCCCAACAGCACUUUGGGGAAUACAUGUAAUAGCUGCACAUUUUCAGAGCAAACUGAUAUUGUAGCACUAGCAGCAAGAGCAAUUUUUGACCAAGAAACUCUUGCAAAGGGUCCAGUGGCAGUGUCUGAAAUGGCUGUUUCCAAAGCUGAUGAAGUGGCAUCUCUAGGAAGGGACCAACCUUUCAAGUCUCACACAGUUAAAAAUGCAGACCAGAUAGAAGCAGCAUCAAACAAUUUUAGCACCCAGGGUACUGUGCAAAUAAACAUUGACAGGCCAACAGAAAAACAAAGCUGUUCUGUUAGAGUGGAAAUGUCCAAUACAACUUUGCAAAUUCCAGUUCCUCAGUCUUCAAGUACAUCAAGCUUGAGUAUCAAUAAUCUCAUUCAUCAAAGCUGCAUCAUUCACCCUGCUGUAAGCUGCUCCGGGUUACCCUCUCCUUCAGGCCAAGCAGCUGCUCCUGUGACUGUGACUCAGCCCACGCCAGCCAAUUCCUAUAUGACUCAGUCUCCUGGACAUUCUCCAGUGCUAAUGACUGACUAUGCUCCAGAGCAGCUGUCUGCUCUUCGGACCACCACCAUGCAGGUUUCACAAAUGCACGAGCCGCACUUGAAGCACCAAACCCAAGAAAGCCGCAAAGAUUCAGUUAAGCGUUCCGUUCAAGAUGAUCACCUGCUCUCCACAUCAAAGAGACAGAAACAGUGCCAGGCAGCACCUUUGCAGCUUGAAGACAUGGCUUUGCUGAGCCAAACAGCCAGUGAUAUUGCAGAUCACAAUCGAAUCCUGGUCAGUCAGAUCCCCCCCAACUCGUCUAAGCUUGCUGUGUCAGUGAGCAGUCAAGCACACACUGAAGGCCAUAGCAGAUUAUUUCCAGCCAGCAAUUUUGUUUCACCUGCUCUGAGGCAGUCUGAAGUUCAGUGUAACCCUCAGCCUUCUGUCUCAGAACAGGCAGGACAACACCUGCAGCCUAUUCAGCAUGCCCCUUCCCAAGGAAUGGCUCAUCUGCAUAGUAAUCACCCCUACCUAAAGCAGCAGCAACAGCAGACUGGGCAAUUGAGAGAAAGACAUCAGUUGUAUCAACUCCAGCACCACGCAUCUCACGCAGAAGGGUCUAUCCACUCUCAAGCUCACAUUGUUCACCAGCAACGAAUAAUGCACCAAGAAGCGCACAUGCAAAAGAAAAGAACACUGAUCCAAGCAGCCCAGCCUGCCACACUUGCUUUACAGCAGAAGCAUCAUGGAAAUGACCAGUCACGGUCGAAGAGCAGCCAGCCUCACCCCCACCACCCACAAAUACAACAGAUGCAGCAGCACUAUACACCUUCCCAGUCUGAGAAGAGCUGCGAGAACUCUGGAGCAAGCAGAACUCACCAUAACCAUCCUCAGAGCCUCAUAAGUCAGGACAUUCUCCAUCAGCCACCACCAGAUGUGGGCAACAGACAGCCAGGUUCUGGAGUUCCCUCUGAACAUGUGCCAGGACAUAGUCAAAUGCAGAGACUUAUGACUUCAAGAGCUUUGGAGCAGCAAAUAGUGUCUCAGCCUAGUAUUGUCACCAGGCCAUCAGAUAUGACUUGUGUCCCCCACAGACAAGAAAGAAAUAGAGUUAGUAGUUACUCUGCAGAGGCACUUAUUGGGAAAUCCCCUUCUAAUUCAGAGCAGAGGCUAGGAAUAUCAGGUCAGAGCUUGAGGACUUCAGACCAUCUUGAAAUGAGGACUUAUCUUGAUGUAUCAAGAAAUAAAGGAUUAGUAAUCCAUAACAUUCAGGGUCGCAUAUCUGGAGACCAUACAGAUGUUCAAAGACUCUCUGAAUGCCAAACAUUCAAGGCAAAUGGCUCUAACCAGCAGCCUACAGGCAAUUUUGAUGCACAGUCUUCAAGAAACAAUGAAAUAGGUAAUUCAAUGCCAUCUCUCAGGGGUAUGCAGACGCAGGCUUUUCGAAUUGCUCAAAAUGCUGGGCCACCUAUAGACAGACAGAAAAGGUUGUCCUAUCAAUCAAUUCAGGGCAUUUCAGCAGGAAAUCCUCUUCCUCCUCCAAGGGACAAUGAAAACACAUGUCAUCCAGGCUUCAUGCAGAGCCUACUUGUCCCUCACCUUGGAGAUCAAGCCAGUGGAAGCCAAAGAUCGAUUCCAGAACAUCAGAGAAACCCACAGUGUAUUUCCUCUUCCAACAUUGAAUAUAAUUGCCCCCCAGCAAGAGAGAGCAUUCACAUUCGAAGAGAAGGUGAUGGUCAGAAUAGGGAAAGUUGUGAUAUGUCCCUUGGUACUAUUAAUAGUAGGAAUAAUUCAUUAACUAUUCCUUUUUCAAGUUCUUCUGGAGAUAUUCAGGGUCGCAACUCAAGCCCUAACAUUUCUGUUCAGAAAUCCAAUCCCAUGAGAAUGACAGAGAGUCAUGGAACAAAGGGUCACAUGAAUACUCCAGUUUCUAGCAAUGUACAUGGGGCUGUCCGGCCUCCUCUCCACCACCCACCUGUCUCUCGUGGAAAUGCUGACCAAGUACCACCAUCUGUUCGUCAGCCAAACUCGUCAACUACUCAGCGAUCAAGGCAUCCUCUACAGGAUAACAGUAGUUCUAAAAUUCGACAGCCUGAAAGGAAUCGUUCUGGAAAUCAAAGGCACGGGAAUGUCUUUGAUCCUAGUCUCCCUCACCUCCCUUUGGCUGCCAGUGGUACUAUGAUCCUUGGACGGCAACAACCUACCCUGGAAAAACGGGGCAGUAUUGUGCGAUUCAUGCCUGAGGCACCACAAGUAUCUAAUGAUAGUACAGCUCCUGACCAGCAUGGUUUAUCUCAGAACUUUGGAUUCUCUUUCAUUCCAGAAGGUGGAAUGAAUCCCCCAAUAAAUGCCAAUGCAUCGUUCAUUCCACCAGUGACUCAGUCUAGUGCUACUCGAACACCAGCCCUUAUUCCAGUCGAUCCUCAGAAUACAUUGCCAUCAUUUUAUCCGCCAUACUCUCCUGCCCAUCCCACCCUGUCCAAUGACAUUUCAAUUCCUUAUUUUCCAAAUCAAAUGUUUCCUAAUUCAAGCACAGAGAAGCCCAGUGGUGGAGGUCUAAACAAUCGGUUUGGCUCGAUUUUGUCACCUCCCAGACCAGUUGGCUUUGCUCAGCCAAGUUUCCCCCUUUUGACGGACAUGCCCCCAAUGCACAUGGCCAAUUCGUCGCACUUGUCCAAUUUUAAUUUGACUUCUUUGUUCCCAGAAAUAGCUACAGCUCUUCCUUCAGAUGGUUCAGCAAUCUCACCUCUACUCUCAAUCGCAAACACAUCUGUUUCUGACUCUUCGAAGCAAUCUUCAAAUCGACCUGCUCAUAACAUAAGCCAUAUUCUAGGUCAUGAUUGUAGUUCAGCUGUGUGAAAAGUGGUUCUCUGGGAGUCAGAAUACUGGGUUGUUUUGUGUGUGCAUAAAUGUAAUGCAUUCUUUGUAUACGUAUGCAUACAUACAUGCUUGCAUUUGGUGUUGCCAUUGUUAAAGAGACCACUCAUAGCACCUGUGUCUGUGAGAGCCAUGUAUACAUGCAGCAGCUGUUUGUUUCUACAUACCGUUGUUUUGAAUUUCAGUAUCAGUGCCUCAGUGCUUACUAGUGAGCAUAACAACUUACUCUGUUUUAACAACUUGUAACAAUCUCGUCGCUACCAUCUGUAGUGCCAAGAUCAACCCUGUGCAAAACCCUACCAGGAAAACACCCUUUCAGAGGUGUAGCUCUAAUACUUGGAAAAAACUUGCUUUUGUCCUGGUAUACAUCUGUAAGAGCCUCAGAACCACCUCAUUUGGAACAACUGUUUGAAUCUUUUCAUGCUAUAUUGUCUUGAUUACUUGUUAUCUUAACAUUUAUCAUAGUCAUCCAUUAUGGCUAUGUGGUAAAUUCUGUUGUGCAUGAACAAAGUUUAUUGCCAUUUGGCUUCUGAGGAGCCGUAUGAAAAUUACAAAAUAGAAAAGAUGACUCUUAAAAAAAAAAGCUAUUUUAAUGCCUUCCAGAGGCAUCAGUUUCUACUAGCAUUUAGCAUAUUUGAAAAAUUGCUUAGUGGCUCCCCUCUCCCAUCAGAUGUGACAUUGAUUCUUCUUGUUUCUGGCUUUCUCUUUGAGCUUUCUUGUGUUGUGUUGGGUACUUGUGUUGUUUCCUUCUUAAAGGAGAGAAUCCCCCUUCCUUUUUAAAUCUUUGUAUUUUUCUUUACUUUUCUCUCAGAUAAAGAUCGUCUUCUAACAUGAAACCUAAUAAUACAAACAUUAUGGCCUAGGGCAGCUUUCUUCAAUCUGCCCCCCCCCCCAAUAGUUUGGCUUUCAACAGCCAUCAGCCCCAGGCACUAUGGCCAGUGGUGAAGAAUUCUGGGAAGUUUUCUUCAAAUAUCUGGAAGGUUGGGAACACUGCACUAGGAUUUUGGUUGAAACUAUAUAGGCAAGCACAGUAUGAAUAUCAAGUGCUAAUUUAAAUAUGUUAUUUUGCACUUAGAUAGCACUUUUGUUCAGAUAAGAGGCUCUUUGCUAGGAGUGGAAAGAGGAGCAUGUGAAGUUUAAGCACUUUGCCGAUUGGAUGGACUUGGUAAGCUGAAUGGAGAUUAAGAAUGCCAACUGGAUGUGGUUGAUUUAAAACAUCAACCAGAAACGUUAUCUGUUAAGUAUGCCAAGAAACCAUGUUUAAAACAGGUGGCAAUAUUAUUUCAGUUCACUGAGCUGCUGGUAGCCAGACUUCCAUGGUGGUAGGCAGACCUUGACCUAGGCCAACACUGCUUUUGGGGUGGUGGUUUUUUGUUUUUUUGCUAAGUUCUUUGCUUUUGACAUUCCUUAAAUUCCACAAAAAUGGCUCAAGUUUUUAUCUACAAACUGGCAUUUCUUAUCAGGUGCAUGGAAUGGUCUUCAUGGUGAGAUCUCAUACAGAGGAAUCAAAGGCAUAAAGAUUAAUCAGUGCUUAGGGAAUGUGGUGCUGUUGCAGCAUGCCUCUGUUUUGGAGGGCUGCUGCAGUGACGCCAUGGCCUCCUGUUCCAGAACCACCUUUCUUGGGGGAAUGGUGAUCUUGUAUGAGUAAUCUGAAGUGGCUAGCCUAGUCAGCCUUCUUUAGCUCAGCUCUCUGAAUAGCUGUAUAUCUCAAAAGGUUCUGUUGGCCAAACUGGAUGUAGGAAGUGCUUUCCAAGUGGUUGGUUCUCUGCUUCCCCCACCCAGUAUAACUGUCUCCCCCAGGAAAAGGCCCUGGCUUCGCUUAGCAGUAAAGCUGAAAUAAUACAUAGCAUAGACAUGAAACCAGAAACCAAAGGCACAAUCUCAGCUGGCCAAUCAAAUUGCUAAAUGCAGCUCACUUUUCCCUAUGUUACGCAACAUAUUAUGUUGCUCUAUAUUUUAUUACUCUAGUUGAGGGGAACAUAAUUGUGUUGUCCCAGUGAAAACUGAAAGUGGCUAUGUGACAGCUGUUACACCAAUACUUGUAAAAGUACUUGAAAAGUUUACCCACAGUGGAUUGGAUUCAGAGAAACACCAGCAGGAAGCAGCAGGUAUGUGACUUUCCAUCUGUUCCUUCACCUGGCAGUCCCUGAGCCCUCCAGAAAGUUUUGAGGGUGGGAUGGGCUGCAGAAAUUGGGGAGUGGCAAUCUUUGCUUCUCCCCUAAGAUGUUCAUGUCACAGCCUGCUCCUAAGAACAGGCAUUUCAGGGUUGUCAGAAAAGGGCAGGGAAAUUAGCUUUAUAAAGUGUCUCUGGAUCCAACCCAUUGGCUAGAUUAGUCUCUGCAGAAGCCUGAACAUCCUUGCUCAUUUUUUAAAAAAAACUUUGCCUUUUGACAUGUACAGGCUUCUCUCUGAAUGUUACUUUUUAGGUAUCUUGAUAUCAUCUGGACUUACAAACUAAGAAAAUCAACAUUUUCAUGUUACAGAAAUUAGAAUGCCUUGGCUGUAAAAUAGGAUUGUCAUAGUUGCUGAUAAUACAGCUUACAGUUUAUCUUUUUCUUCUUUCCUACUGAUUGCUUAUAGUAUUAUUUGCCAGUUCCUAGGAUGGAGAAAGUGUAUUGCAUUAUUUGCAUUAUGAGAAUUGAAACUAAAGAAUCAAAUAGUGGGUAGCAAGUUGCAAGAUUCAAAGUGGAAGUGAUUUGACUUCCAUCUCCUGGCUUGCGAUCUCAGUCUAAUUUUAUGAACUGAUCAAGCUGUUAUAAGUUAUGUGAUCUUAGCACACUUUCUCCUAAGAAUGCUUUCAGUCACAUAAGGAAGGUAUAGAAAACACUCGAUUCACAGGAUUCCAGUUUUUGGAUACAUGUAAAAUUCAACUGUAUUCAUCAGUAGCAUAUAUAGGUGAAACAGUAGCUGAGUUGUCUGUAAAUAGAGAUGUUUCAAAGCUGUUUGGGACUGUGUAUAUCCCAUCUUUUGUGUCUGUUGGGGACAAGCAGUCAGGCCUCAGUUUUCUGGUGGGAGCAGAGAAGCAAACCUCAGUGCCACAGAACAUGAUUGGCCGCAGUUUCCUUUAGCUCCUUAAUGUGCAGCUGUGCCCACUUCCGUUUGGAGGGUUCCCUUCAGCAUGUGAGAGAGGGAGCUGUUUCCUGACCCUUCUCUUUGCCUUGAUUUGUGCCACAUUUUUCACUGCAUCCUGGAAACCUCAAACCACUAUGUAGGGUCUCCCCAUAUUCGUUCAGACUUUAGUACAGAAAUGUGGAAUGACACUGAUCAGGAACAUGGAUUAUUAUUGUAAAUAAGAUUUUCUGUGAAUUUUGACAUCUUUUUACAAAAUUCAUUGCAUUCAUAUGUAAAUAUUUGCAACAGUGAUUUUGAUGAAAGUUCUCAAAUUUUUUAUUGUGUAACAUUUUAUUUACUGUAAACAUUGUAUAGAUACAAACAAAAUAGUAUUUUAUUUUAAAAAUGCA